AUUCAUCAAUUAAAUUCAACCGCACAAACUAGAACUAUAUCAAUUUCAAUAAAAUUAAUUAAUUUCAACUCUCAAGUACGACCUAGAUUACCCAAAAAAAAGUACGACCUAGUUCGGAAGUGGUGGUUCGUGAACCCAACCGAACGUCCGGACCAACACCUAAUUAGAAAUGAACAAAAUAAAGAUCAAUGGACAGAAAGAAAAAGGCAAAGUAUGUCUAUCCACCCAAAUACUUUCCUCAUUACUACGUAUUUUUUCCCAAAUAUUUUUCCCCUUCUUUCCAAAGGCUUCGAUUUCUCCACCUUACCCAUCCACUCCAAUUUAAUAUUCACACUCAAAGCCUCCUCCAAAGCUUCUUCACUUACUCCAAUGGCAGAUUCAUCUUCAGAUGUUCCCCCAAAACAAAGAACUAACAAUCCAAGUAAGUACUGCUUCUUCUACAAGCACUUGAUGUUGAAACCUCUGGUUGUAUCAGUUUUCCUUGUUUUUCUCCUUCUGUUUCCUUCACAAGCUCCAGAGUUCCUCACCCAAACUCUGAGCACCAAAAUCUGGGAAGUCCUCCAGCUCAUCCUCGUAGGCAUUGCUGUCUCUUACGGCCUAUUCAGCCGGAAAACUGAUGGAACAAUCAAAGAAAAUGAUGGGUCAACAACAAGAACAACCAACUUUGACAAUGCCAAUUCCUAUGUCUCUGGAUUGCUUCAGGUUUCAUCUGUAUUUGAUAAUGAUGAUGAAUCCGAGGGCCCUUGUGUCUUUUUUGAUGAAAAAAUUGACAGCAGCAAUAAUGUUAUUUAUCAGUCCUGGAGAAAUCAAUACUAUAUGGAAAAACCCAGGGUAGUAGUGGCACCUGAAGAACAAAGAGAUGAUUUUAGUGUUGAUCAUUAUAAAAAUUCAAGAAUUGGUGAAAAGCCCCUUCUUUUGCCUGUUAGGAGCUUGAAAUCAUCAAGAAUUGAAGAAGCAGAGGAAGAAGAAGAAGAGCCCAUGGAGGAAACAAAUUGGAGAUCAAGAUCUGCAGGAAGAAGAACAAUGGAGGACCCAGAAAUUAUUAAGCAAGACCCGACUCCCGUAAGAUCUGUUAGGACACAAUCAUUUAAAAGAUCACCCUCUCCUUCACCAGACAAGCACAGAUCUUCCUCUCCGGCCGCCGGAUCUCCGCCGCCAUCAGUGAGGAUGACGCUUCCUGAUGGGGAGGAGAUAGGAAGAAAGCAUAAUAAGACAAACUCGCCUCCCCUUCCGCGUUCCAUUGGAAAGUCUUCAUCCAUGAAAUUGAGCUCAACAGAGCAGAAAAGCGAGGAACCUCGAAGAAGAUCAUAUUCAGGGAGAGAGAUGGCAGGGGGGGACGGAAGAAGAAGAAGAAGAAGAAGAAACCAAGAAAAUUUUGUGAAAAAAGAAGAUGAAGAAGAAGAGUUUUCAGGAAGAGAGGAGUCAGAAGAGGAUGAGAAUGGGGGAGUUGGAGAGAAUAGUAACAGUGGGGAUGUUGAUAAGAAAGCUGAUGAGUUUAUAGCCAAAUUUAGAGAGCAGAUUAGGCUGCAGAGGGUUGAUUCUUUUAGGCGAUCUGCUCCGGCCGGCCACGGCUCGCCGUGAAAUGGACGGGGAGUGUGAGUUCAUCGUUUCAAUGACUUUUUGGUUUCGAUUUUUGUUUUUUUUAAUUCCAUUAUUGAUGCAUUUAAUUGCUAUGUUUCCAGAUUUUAUGGAUUUCUACUUACAGACUUUUUUUUUAACAUUUAGUGAUGGUAAAUACUCGUAUAGAAUAUGAAAGAAUGCAACUUUUUAUGGCA
Messenger RNA from Cuscuta europaea, 1775 nucleotides. NCBI's taxonomy places the organism in Eukaryota, Viridiplantae, Streptophyta, Magnoliopsida, Solanales, Convolvulaceae. The record is from the annotation of a GenBank genome assembly.